Bemisia tabaci is the source of this 2552-nucleotide messenger RNA. It is a transcript of the gene Prim2, whose product is annotated as DNA primase subunit 2. NCBI's taxonomy places the organism in Eukaryota, Metazoa, Arthropoda, Insecta, Hemiptera, Aleyrodidae. The record is from RefSeq and is a predicted model, not a curated record. Gene Ontology annotation, cellular component: alpha DNA polymerase:primase complex. Gene Ontology annotation, biological process: DNA replication, synthesis of primer; DNA replication initiation.
UUAUCUAUCAACAAGACAAAAGCAAGCACAAGCUUAAGAUCUUGAUAUCAGAUUGCAGUAUUUUUAUUUUUAAGUAAUUGAUAUCUCUUCAAAACUUUGAAAGUGUAUUUUUACAGUUGCACAGUUCGCUUCUUCGUCGUGACUGCUUUACAGACCUCAUAAGUGUAGCAUCAUGAAUUUUUUAAAGACUAGAAGGUCAAAGAAAGCCCAAGUCUUGGUGCAAUACCCGUGUGAUUUGCAGCUUUACAAAACACCCCCUACCGAAGAAAUAUCUUUAACCGACUUUGAUAAAUAUGCUAUCAACAGGCUAAAAGUUUUAAGAGCCAUGGAGCAACUAACUCUCAAGAGAACUGCUUCAACGAAUGAUGAGUUAAAGACAGCAUUAGUCGCUGAGCUGAAAAAACAAGGUCUUAAUGGUUACGCCAAACUUAUUCAAGGCAACCUUGGUGAUUCUGAAGAUGAUAUUCUGAUGAGGAGGGAAGAUAUUGCCUCCCACUUCAUUUUAAGGCUGGUCUACUGCCGCACAGAAGAUUUGAGAAGAUGGUUAUUACUCCGCGAACUAGAUCUUUUCAAACUGAGAUGGCAUUGUCUAGCCCCUGCCAAAAGGAAACAGUUCCUCGAACUUAACAAUCUUGACUAUUCUGUGAUUUCAGAUGAAGACCGGAACGAGGCGAUAAUGAAAUCAAAGGGAUUGGUAAAGCAUAACACUGAUUACUACAAGGUGCACUGGUCAGAAGUUUGUGAUCUUGUAAGAAGUCGCAAAGUUUUUCUAAUGGAUGGCUUUGCCUUUAUAACUUCUUCAGAAAUUAUCUCGGUUCUCACCAGUCACUUUCGCAGUCACUUGGCCCAUUGUUUGAGCAUUGCAGCUCGGAAAAUAGACAAUAUUGAUGAUGAUACUAGACUUCAUCCCACUUUACAUAAUUUACACAAUGCUUAUGCUGGAGAGUCGUACGCGAAAACUACCUCAACGGAUCAAAUCUCACUUGAAAGUCUUGAAGCUUUAUCGCGGAAAUCAUUCCCAUUGUGCAUGCAACAGUUGCAUAGAACUUUGCGCUCCGAGCACCACUUGCGUCAUGGAGCUAGACAGCAAUAUAGUUUAUUUUUGAAAGGUAUCGGACUAUCGCUCGAAGAUGCUAUGACUUUUUGGCGUUCGGAGUUUACGAAAAAAAUGGACGUGGAUAAGUUUGACAAAAAUUAUGCCUACAACAUCAGGCACAACUACGGACAAGAGGGCAAACGAACUAACUACACCCCAUACAGUUGUAACAAAAUUAUAAUGAGUUCUGUCGGAGCGGGUGACCAACAUGGAUGUCCUUUUAGGCACAAUGAUCAAGCCUCAUUGAAAUCUUUAUUGCAAACGAAUGGUGUCUCCUCAGCUGAUAUAAGUGAAAUGAUGGAGUUGGUGAGCAAGAACAAUUACCAGAUGGCGUGCACCAAGUAUUUCGAACUCAAACAUGGGAGAGAGUUGUUGGACGCCAUCAGACACCCUAAUCAGUAUUUCAGUGAAAGUGUAAAAACGCCAGCAGGAAAUGUUGCAAUUGCACAAACUACCGCUAAUCAAAAAGGUGCUAAAGGAGAAAAUAAAGAUCCCAAUAAAAUGGACACUGGAGACGAUUUGUGGGAUGAAAGUGGUUUUGACUUUGAAGCCCUGGAUGCCAAAGUUGAGGCAUCAAAUGGAAAAGUUUAAGUGUUCUCUCUUACAGUUUGUAAGGUCUCUGUACAUGCAUAUUUGCUCUGUGAGACAAACUGCAGAAAAACUUCAUUGGAUUUCCUUUGCAAGCGUGUAUGUAAAACAGAAAUCAGGAUCAAUUUUGUCGGUUUUCAUCCAUCCUAUAUCAGCGUACAAAUAUCGUAAGUACACAGCGAGAGUGGAAGGUAAAACUUUUAUAAAAGUGAAACUAAAUUUUUCUGACCUCAAACUUUGAACCGCUCUCGAACAACGAAACGCAGCAAACAACGAAAAAUUAACCGCUCAAAAUAACAUAAAAAAAAAAACUAAAAUCGAUCUGAUAAAAUCAAAUGGUGGUAUGACUCUUUCAGCCAAUGUUGGAUUUCAAUGUUUUCUUAACUAAUCUCCUUUGGAAAGUGCCCUCUUUAGGCCUAAUGCAUGUUGUAAAAAUAUAUUUUUCCUCUGAAUAUUUUCCUUAAAACUGUACAUUUCAUUGUUGAAGUCUCUCUGUACCUGCGUAAUUUUAUACUUGAAAAGUUUCUCUGCUAAAAAGUUCACGAACCACAAACUGUACGUAUAACUUAGUAUAUCUUGGCAACUGAGUGAUUCAAAAGCUGUCUUGUUUUGUAUUCUCUGAAUAUUUUUAGUAUUAUCCCUUGAAUUUUCAUAAAAAUAAUUAUUUUGUAAGCGUUUCAAUUUUAACAGAAUUAUUGUAAGAUCUUAGUGCUCUCUUCCUGAAACACCUCUCAAUUAUUUUAAAUCAAAAAUUUUGUCCUCACCACAAAUAUGAUUGUAUGAUCCCCCUAAUUUGUGAUAAGUUGUUAAACAACUGUACAGUAUCCUACAUCUUUUUUCAUUGUAAAAUUAAAUUUUUUUAAGAAGA